UCGCUUUUGCAUUUCAUUCCACGCAGGGCCGAGUCAAGAAAAGCACGAGCGAUGUGAAGGUCGCGUUUACUUGUCGACAGACUGUCCGCGACAGACUCGGAAACCACCAAGGAAGUGAGAUAGCGAGCGUCCGGAGCGGACAUGGCAGCCAAGACCAUUCUGAUCGCCCUGCCGUGCGGCCCCAGGGAGAAACUGCCCCUGCCUCCCAGGGUGCCAGCCUUUUCCAGAACAAUCGAACGCAUCAAAGUCGAACCUGCCGACGACGAGGGAUGCCAGAGAAUCGUCAGGAAGCGCAAAAUCGACUGCCUUUCCAUCGAGGAGAAAAUUUUGAGAAAGAAAAUGAAGAAUCGCGUGGCCGCGCAGACGUCGCGGGACAAGAAGAAGGCCAAGAUGGACGAACUGGAGCAGCAACUGGCCGAGGCCCGCGCGCAAAUCGAGCAGCUGCGCGCUGAGAACGCCGCCCUGCGCUUGGGCGGGUGCACCAGGUGCGGUGAGGAGGUGUCGAGUCGCGGACCCCAGGACUUCGUACCUGCCGUGUCGAAACCGGAACUCCCUCUGCAGAAGGGCAGGGGACCCCGGCUCGAGACCCCCUCGCUGGCCUGGUGCUCCGCCUGGGCCUUGCUGCUGCUGCUGAUGGCGCGCAACCUGCAGAGCCCCAAGACCCCCGCCGCGGAGGAGGUCCCGCGGGAGCCCCCGCUGGACCGCCGGGUGGUGCGCGACCUGCGGGCCGAGAGGCUCAAGUGGUGGGGCUGCCAUCAGAACUCGUGGAACCCGAUGAAGAUACGACCGUGACCUCUGACCUCUCCGUGACCUCCUCGUCGAGCCCCUGUCCGAGCACACUGUCAGCUGAGGACGAGCAGGAGCUGUUGCAGAUGCUGAGUCAGUUGCCGAGUUCCCCCGGCGCCGCCGACCCUGGCUACGAGUCGGGCCUGCCCUCGCCCUACAGCGAGGCCGAAGACCUCGAGUUCCUCUCCGAGCUCUUCCCGGACCUCCUGUGAAUAAGUGGAAUAAUGAACUGGGACACUGACUUGACACCAGUGACAGCAUCUCUUCUCCUCAUCUCUAGUUUUUAAGUGUUUGACGUAAUUUGUGUAUUUUAUAUGUUAAUUUUAUGGGCAUGCUAAUUGAAGAUGAGCACUUUUCAAUGCGAGUGUUAAUUUUUAAUCAAAAUCACUACUUUGGAAUUUAAUUGAUGUUUAUUACAAGCUUAUGUAAAGCUAUAAUACUAAUAAACAAAUAUAUAAUUAUGGGCUUGACAAGGAUGAAAUUAUCAUUAUUUUUUAAUUUAAAUAACAUUUGAUUAUAUUUUAAAAUAAAUAAAAAAGAUUGAAUUGCUA
Molecule: messenger RNA, 1337 nt
Organism: Neocloeon triangulifer
Lineage: Eukaryota; Metazoa; Arthropoda; Insecta; Ephemeroptera; Baetidae
Gene: Xbp1
Product: X-box-binding protein 1
Exons: 2
Coding region: 142-792 (216 amino acids)
Cellular component (GO): nucleus
Molecular function (GO): DNA-binding transcription factor activity, RNA polymerase II-specific; RNA polymerase II transcription regulatory region sequence-specific DNA binding
Source: RefSeq, a predicted model, not a curated record